Clonostachys byssicola is the source of this 3867-nucleotide messenger RNA. Lineage: Eukaryota; Fungi; Ascomycota; Sordariomycetes; Hypocreales; Bionectriaceae. The record is from the annotation of a GenBank genome assembly.
AUGGAGCCCGCCGGCGUAGCUAUUGGGGUGAUUGGCCUUGUUGGGCUGUUCAACACCUGCCUCGACGUUGUCGCGAGGGUCGAUGCCUACCGAGACUUUGGGUUUGAUUCACGCUCUCUUGCGGCACAAUUUGAGGCCGACAAGCUUCGGUUUGAACGAUGGGGUCGCGCAGUUGGCUUAGAGCAAGGAAAGCUGUCGACCAACUACCAUCCUGGCUUAGCCGAGCAGUCUACACGAUCUGUAGUUGCGCACCUGAUUUCUACGAUUCAGGAAGUGUGCCAGGGCUCGGAAAGCGGAGCGUCAGAGCAACUGUCGGAAUCAGGUGCACAUAAACUGACCCGGCGUCAGACAAUUUCAUCCAUAUCUUCGGCGUCCACACGGCAGAAGCUUGCAUGGGCACUCAGGGGAAAGGCAAAACGGGUCGCCGAGGUGGAAAAGCUGGGUAUCUUGGUCCAAAAGCUGUAUGAGCAGGUUCCUGUCGAAACAGACGAAGCAAAAAGGUUGCAUGGAUCCGAUGUCAUAAAUUUUGGUGGAAUGAGGUAUAUGCAAGAUAUUCGGGAUGCUCUGAGGAAGAUUGAACAUGAUAUUGAGGGAGAGACACGCCGAGAGCUGUAUGCCUGGAUCGGAGCCGACAUCUCGAGCGAUAUGUACGAUAAUCUGAAUUCGAUACGAGUACCUGGGACCUGCGAUUGGAUCCUGGACCGGAAUGACUUUCGUACUUGGCUUACUUCAACCGAGAAUCCGUCCGUGUUGUGGAUAAAUGCAGCAGCGGGGUUUGGCAAAACAGUCAUGUGUGCACGGGUGAUAGAGUACCUUUCGGAGACGAUGAACAUGCCCGUGGCCCAUUUCUUCCUGUCUUCAAAGUACUCUAGUCGGGAUGACCCUUAUCUAGCCAUACGGGCGUGGAUCAUCCAGAUCAUGGACCGCGACGAGGGUGCUUUCGAACUCGCACGGAUGAAGCAGCUGUCUUUGCAUGAAAAAGUUGCAACUAGGGCGACUAUUAUUUCGAUUUUCCAUGAGAUAGCAGAGGCUGCCUCUAACACAAUUUUCAUCCUAGAUGGCCUAGACGAAUGUACCUGGAUCGACCUCUACCAUCAAAAACAUGACGCGGUCAACACCUUUGUCCAAGUCAUCGCAACGGCAGUAGAGAAAUCCAGCAGCCGCUGGAUGCUUGUGAGCCGGAACAAUGAGUAUAUACGCAACAGUUUGUGUGAUUCUCUUGCCCAUGGCUUCUUUGAGAUUCGAAUGAUGACUGAUGAUGUCCAUGAUGACAUCGUGUCCUACUCAAAGACCCUUGUUGACCAGAAAUUGUCAAAUAAGUCUCAAAUCGUCAGAGACACCAUUUCUCAACAGAUGGCUGAAAAAUGCGAUGGGCAAUUUCUGUGGGUGAGGUUACAGGCUGAUAAUCUGCGAAGGGCAUCUAAUCAGUUGCAGCUUCAAAGGGCUCUCAACAAAACUCCAGCUGGGUUGGAGCAACUUUACGAACGGGAAUGGGAAUCUAUUCGCACAAACCCAACCGUGGAUGCAGAUCGAUCUAUUUUGCUCCUCAAAUGGGCGGCAUUUUCUAUCAGACCAUUAUCUGUUAGUGAGAUAUCUGUCGCAGUAUUGAUCGACAACGAAUCCGGCGUACCAGUUGAAGAGUUACCUGAUCAAGAUGACGGUUCAUAUGUUGCAAGUGACAUUAAAGACCAUUGCGGCUCACUUAUCGAGAUAACCAACGACGAUCAAAACUCGGAUCAGAUGGACUCAAUGAUGGUCAAUAUAACUCACUUUUCGGUGAAGCAAUUCCUUCUCACACAUGUUUUCAGUUCCGACGGCUCUCUAGGACUCAACACCAGUCUCUUGGUUUCACAUGAAGAGCGACAACAUGAUUUUCUUGCGGAAAAGUGUCUAUCUUACAUUUUUGAUAUUGAUAUAUGGGAGAAAAGUGCUCUGACAAAUGCUGCGGUUGACCUUCGAACCUCACUUCUUACUUACGCUGCCAGUACUUGGGAUAAACACGUAUGUCGUGCAUCAAAAGAUAACGCGGAUAUUGUGGACUUGACCAACCGGUUUUUUCAGGACGAAACUGGGGCCUUCGAUGCAUGGAGGCGAUGGGCCAAUAGAGAAUUUGUUGGUCAUGACAGUUCAUCGGAACUUAAUGAGAACGACCAACAGAAUCGUCUUUCUUAUUCUAUGGCCCUACUCUUACACAAAACUACAGAGUAUCUUCUCUCCAAGGAUGGCUGUGAUAUCAACGGUAGAGGUCUCUUAGGAGAAACACCUCUAAUUAUCAGCUGCCGUGAUAACAACCUUGAAAGCGUGGCCCAACUGCUCUCGUUGGGCGCAAAAACAUCGACCUCUAGCGUGGCGGGCAAUGUCCCUCUCUGCGUAGCAGUGAGAAAAGGGCAUACCGAAGUAGCAAGGCUGCUUCUCGAUAAGGGUGCAGAUGCUGACAUCAAGGAAGCCGCUUCGAAUGACGUAACGCCACUGUUAUGGGCUGCAUUUUUGGGCCAUGCAGAUCUAGUCAAAUUACUCCUAGCUAGAGGAGCAGACAUCUCUUUGACCGAUGAAUUUGGAAAUACUCCGCUCUUUCUUGCUGCAUCUGGGGGACAUCUUCGAAUAGCUCAGAUGCUUCUCGAAAAAGGAGCAGAUGUAGCUGCAAAAACGCAUCAAGGGUGGCAGCCCUUGGCCGCCGCCUGCAUGAAGGGGCAGAUAGAGAUUGCCUCUCUUCUACUUGGAAAUGGAGCCGACAUCUACGCCCAGAGCGAGGAAGGCUGGACAGCAAUGCACCAAGCCAUAUAUCAUGAUCACUUAGAGAUUGUCAGCUUGUUGUUCGAGAGGGAGCCGGAUUUAAUGAAUAUUACACUUAGCAGCGGCUGGUACCCGAUCGAAAUAGCAGCAAUACAUGGCCGCCUGGAGAUUGUUCGUUGGCUUUUGGAGAAACGGCCACAGCUGAUGUCCUUCACAAACGAGCGUGGCCUUACCAUUCUUCACACAGCUGCUUCGGCGGGUGAAUUAGAGUUUGUCCGCUUCUUACUUGAAAGAAACCAAGGCUUGGUUUCAAUUACGGAUCCCGAUGGCUGGUCACCACUCCAUGAAGCCGCAGCAAGUGGCCACGCGAAUGUUGUCAACUUGUUGCUUCAGAAAGGUGCAGAUGUCAACAUUCCAGAUAACGAUGGGACCACUCCGCUCCACUGCGCUUUAUCUAGUGGUCACGUUCAAACCGCGAAGCUACUAAUACUUGGGGGGGAAGUGGAUGUCACUAUAGGGGCCAGCUGUGUACCGAUAGACUUAGUCUGCAACAGUGGCAAGUUCGAGUUCAGGCAAAUUUCUAUCGAUCGAGACCCUCGCGACGCCUUCGGCUACACACCACUGGCCGAGGCAGUUCGUUGUGGUCAUGUUGAGAUUGUGAAAUUACUCCUCUCCGAUAAGGUCAAAGCAACUGCAAAUACAAAGGACCGCUUUGGAUUAAUUCCCCUCUUUUACGCUCUGCGUAAUAACCAUACUGAGAUCUUAGAGCUUCUUCUGCCUAGGACUGAAUGCUGGAUAGAGUGGAAGGAUAAUCUGGGGCGAGACUUGAUGUGGUGGGCACAGCGCCAUGGUUCCUCAAGUAUGGUCGACUUGCUUGUGAGGCACGGUGCUACAAAACCUCAUUCAUACAGCAGCAACGACCCUGAGAUUCCCCCAAGUCAGUCGCCGCCCUUCGACUUCAAUUUGUCAUAUUGUGACCAAUGUAUCGGCCUUAUUUUGGACGAUUCGAAGGCCUACUGGUGCAAUGAUUGUCAUAGAAGAAAACCAGUCUGUGUCUGCUUGAAAUGCUACGAGGCAGGUCUGAGGUGUUUAGAUGACUCUCAUGUAUUAGCAUUCGGUGUGUUCACAGGUUAA